Molecule: messenger RNA, 1689 nt
Organism: Peniophora sp. CBMAI 1063
Lineage: Eukaryota; Fungi; Basidiomycota; Agaricomycetes; Russulales; Peniophoraceae
Source: the annotation of a GenBank genome assembly
AUGAAGACUGCCAGCAUCCUGACCAUCGCGGGCGUCACGCUCGUCUCGGGCGCAAUUGCGUAUGCUGUCUACUUUGACAACAAACGCCGCAACGAUGCUGCCUUCCGCAAGAAGCUCCGCAAGGACAAGAAAAAGGUCGACAAGUCUGCUGCAUCUCAAGAAGCAGCGUCGGCUUCUGCGUCAGCAGCAUCCCUGGGACCGCUCAAUAUCACCGAGGUCGAGCUUCGUGCGGCCAUUGAGACUGUCAAGAAGGAAGAGCUGCCAGCUUCACCAGAAGCAAAGGAGCAAUACUUCAUGCAACAGGUCAAUAUGGGAGAGACCCUUUGCGCUCAGGGUCCCGCCUUCUCGUUGACCGCAGCGAUGUGUUUCUUCCGCGCAUUGCGGGUAUACCCCUCGCCUGUCGAACUCCUUAUGAUCUAUCAGCAGACAGUGCCUGAGCCUGUGUUCAAACUCGUCGUUGAGAUGACCCAACUGGACGUGAAGACGCGUGUCGAAGGUUAUUGGGACGCCUUCCCUCCCAAAGACAUGAACGUGACGGCCAAACCCGUCGAUAUUGAGAGCACCAACGGUGCCACAGUGCGCAAGCGCGUUCUCGUCGCAACCAAGGACUUCAAGGCCGGCGACGUCAUUUACACGGAAGACCCCGUUGUCACCGCACUCGACACUGACCUGGAGGGCAAGGGACUCUACUGCUCGCACUGCUUCCGUCCGAUUAGCCCCGACUCUGCCAUCCGCCCGCCCGAAGGCACGGACAAAUUCGGCCCUUCGUACUGUAGCAAGGAGUGCGAGCUCAAGUCGGUCAAUCAAUCCCAAGGCCUUCUGUUUGGGACUACAUCGCCGGUACCGGAAGCAGAGCUCACGCCCGAAAUGAUCGCAAAGCGCGCGGAAGCUCAAGAUGCCUUCGUUGCCCGCCUUCGCACCCAGGGCAAAAUUGCACCUUUAUUGGUAGCCCGGUUCAAUGCGCGCCAGGUAUCUGGAGAGCUCUCGAAGAUGUUCCCCGGUAUGCCAGGAGAGCCGGCCACUGUAUUUGGUCUCUCAGACUUCACGCUCUACGACCAUGUCGAGCGUCUGCGCUUCCUGGAGGUUACACCCGAGGAAGAGGAGGUCAUAACUUUCCGCAACGUGCUCGAGAGCGUCCUCCCUGGGCUGGAUCAAUUCAUCACAGAGGAGCGUUACGGCACAGUGAAGGGCCAGAUGCUGUACAACUCGUACGGCGUGUACUAUAGCGAGGGUCGCGACGACAAGCCUGACGAUGGCCUGCGGCCAGAGGACAAGGAGCGUACUCGUUCCGCUGUUGGUACGAACCGUCAAGUUGGAAGCGCCUUCUACAUUGUGUCUUCUUAUGCUCAACACGACUGUGACCCCAACGCGCGCCCCGUUUUCACCGACUCUGCCACCCUCCGUCUCACCGCUACGCGAGACAUCGCGGCGGGCGAGGAGAUCACUGUAGCAUAUGUCGACACAACAGCGCAGCCGGACGAGCCCGUUGUCGAUGCUCGCCGUCGCCGUCGCAUGGAGCUGGCUCGUGGCUGGCGCUUCCCCUGCACGUGCAAGCGCUGCCAUGCAGAAGCCCCUGCAGACGCGGACAAGCAUGAGGAACCGAUAAAGGACGAGAGCAAGGUCGAGCCUGCUGUCGAGCGGAAAGAAGAGGAGGACAAGCAGACAUUCGAGGCUACCAUUGAUGCUUAG